Messenger RNA from Annulohypoxylon maeteangense, 1229 nucleotides. Its product is annotated as putative nucleoside-diphosphate-sugar epimerase. Lineage: Eukaryota; Fungi; Ascomycota; Sordariomycetes; Xylariales; Hypoxylaceae. The coding region runs from base 252 to 1019 and encodes 255 amino acids. The record is from RefSeq and is a predicted model, not a curated record. The transcript is spliced from 2 exons.
GUAAUUCCGAUCAUAAUUAUCUAAGCAUUGUUCUUAAAGCUGUGUGAUAACUAUACGUAGACUUUCAUCAUAUAAGACAACCUUCGAUUAACCAUAGAUGACAUUUCGUAGCAUCUCAGAGUGAUCAGAUUUGCUACCUCUUAAACUCAGAAAACAUAUCAAUACGAGACAUAGAACUAUAUUUCCGCCUUAAGCCAUUCCCGACAUCACCCCUUUUCUAUCAGUUACAAGAACAAAACUGCUUCAGCAGAAUGCAUCUCAUACUUACUGGAGCGACUGGGCUCGUGGGCUCGGGUGUCCUUGAUGCUAUGAUCAAGAUGAAAGACAUCAGCAAAAUCUCUAUCAUCAGUCGACGACCAGUUCAGAUGGCGGAAGACGCCAAGGAUCCUCGAAUCAACGUCAUAAUACACAAAGACUUUGAGAGCUACGAUUCCGACCUGCUCUCUAAGCUCAAAGGGGCUACGGGGUGCGUGUGGGCCCUAGGCAUUAGCCAGACUCAAGUUGGCAAGGAAGAAUACGUAAAGAUCACCAAGGACUAUGCAUUGGCUGCAUCGACGGCUUUCCAGACAUUAGCAUCGGAACAGGAGCCCUUCAACUUCGUAUAUAUCUCGGGAGGAGGCACCACCACGCAACCGGGAAUGUUCACAGCCCUGUUCGCAAGGGUAAAGGGAGAAACAGAGCUAGCACUAGCCGAGAUGCGCAAAGUGAACCCAUUAUUUCACGGAAGCUCUAUCCGCGCGGCGUUUAUCGAUGCAGCAAAACACGACGCCAUUAAGUCGUAUAUCCCGACUCAAACUUUUGCGAUUAAGGCUACUGGCGCUACCUUAGGGCCUCUAAUCAGAUGCGGAAUGCCGCAAUAUUGGAGUCCCACGGCAGACCUGGGACGAUUUGUAACCGAGAUGGCGAUGGGAAAAUAUAAGGAUCAGCUAAAAGCGAGUAAUGGUAUCCAAAUGGAGGGUGAGUUCCCUAUACUGGAGAAUUCGGCGUUCAGGCGACUAGCUGGUCUUGAUCGCAAAUGAAGGGAGAGGAUGUAGGAGUUUUCACGUCGAUUUUUGGGGGGCGUCUAUUAAUUUAUUUACCAAGGUACCUACUAGGUAGGUAAAUAGGUACGUACAUGUAUAGAAUAUUCACCACCUACAUGUACCUGUCUUAGUUCGAAGGGGCGGUAUCCUGCCUGUAUUUUAGUAUCUUUAUCCCCUAUCUUAUUAGUACUCAAAACGCCAUCUCGG